GCGCGCCCGUCCGCUCCCUCCUGCAGGCGGAGAAGAGGCGGAGCGCGGCGGGCACCGAGAGGAGGUGACCCUACGGCAGGUACUGAAUCACCAUUAGUCAAGAUGGCUUCAGCACCUGAGCCUCCUGCCUUUAAAAAGGAGCUGCCCAAGGAGAAAGACUUUGGAAACCCAGGGCUCAGAGGAGUCCGCACCACAACCUUAUUUCGAGCUGUGAAUCCGGAGCUCUUCAUUAAACCUAACAAACCUGUAAUGGCUUUUGGACUGAUAACCCUUUCCCUUUGCGUGGCUUAUAUUGGUUAUCUCCAUGCGACACAGGAGAAUAAGAAGGACCUCUAUGAAGCUAUUGAUAGUGAGGGACACAGUUAUAUGAGGAGGAAAACAUCUAAGUGGGAUUAACAGUGCUGGUGCCUGCAGAGGAAGCUGUACUGGGGGCUCUGAAAUCCUCCCCUGAAGAUUAGGACCGCACAGUGUCAUGUUUCUUGUUCUAAAAGAUGCUACAGAGGAAGAAGGAUAGCAGUUGCAGCCAGACCACAAUAGUGAAUGUUGUCCUUUCAAAACUGCAGCCGUUACCUCAUUCUUUUUCCAUGGAAAGAGCUUCUCAAUAUUUUCUUCUAUUAAAUCCUCUUAUAAAAGUGCCAUGACAAUGGAAGUUAUUUUUGUUCUACAUAAUAAAAAUACCAGUGCUCUUAAAAUUGCAUAGCAUUUUUAAUAUUUUAAGGUGAAUUUUGCAUAUACAACUGUUGUGAUGGUUAAGUUUAUUUUGCUACUUGCAAAGGCAGUGUUCAUUUUCUGCUUGGCACAGAACCUAUGUUUGUGAAGAAAACAAAAACUAAAUUAUUGUAAAGCCUGCAGUUUUUAUAGAGUCACAGAUGGGUCAUGUAUUUCAGUUUUCCAUUUCUGCUAAUUUUGGUCCAGAAUUUUAUUUAAUUGAAAAGGUACUCCCACUGAACUACUAAAAUCAAUAUUAAAUGAGAGAAUAACCUGAAAUAAUUGGAGUUUCUCUUUUUCAAAAAAGAAAAAAGUAUGUUAUACUGAGGUAUGAUGUUUUUGACUACAACUAAAUAGUAUCUAUUUUGGGUUUUGUAAACUAAUGUUAUAAUGAUGUAAAUAUAAGACCAAAUACUCUGA
Molecule: messenger RNA, 1128 nt
Organism: Phacochoerus africanus (Common warthog)
Lineage: Eukaryota; Metazoa; Chordata; Mammalia; Artiodactyla; Suidae
Gene: SMIM8
Product: small integral membrane protein 8
Exons: 3
Coding region: 103-396 (97 amino acids)
Source: RefSeq, a predicted model, not a curated record